UUCAUGCCUCGUUCGAGUUUUCGCUAAACAAUUUACCUACUUACUUCGCUCCUCUGUUUGUAAUUUUAUCAUUCGUUUGCAAGCAGGCUUUGUAAGAGCUUCAAAUUAAGUGAAUUUUAUUGUUUCUAAGUGUACCCACAUUCCACUCUAAAACAAAAUGACUUUAGGAACGUACAACAGACAUCAAGCUGAAAAAAAGAAGCAAGCAGCAUUGGCGGCAGCAUUCCCGCAGGGAAUACGUUGCCAAAAAUGUCUCGAGUAUGGGCACUGGAGUUAUGAGUGCACUGGAAAACGCAAGAUAUUGGUGCGUCCAUCCCGUACUCAGAUCCUAAAGAAGAAUCUGAAGGCCAAAGAUGGCAAAGAAGAAGGCUCAUGCAGCAAUGGCAAAUGCAAGAUACCAAACAAGAAGAAACGUCAAGAGUCAGAUUGCUCCGACUGUUCAGACAAAAGCUCUUCAUCGGGCAGUUCAAGUUCGGACUCUUCAUCGGACAGCUCAGGAAGUGGUUCCGGUAGCGACAGUAGCGAUUCCGAGAGCGACAGUGACAGUGGAAGCGAGUCCGGAUCUUGCAGCGAUUGUUAAUGUGGCACUCCUUAGUUUUUUAGGUAUAGUUUUAUUGGGCAAAGGUUUUUGUUGAUGAAGUUUAAUUAUAUUUUAAUAUUAAAAAACGUAAUAAUAUAAAACUUAUUAUGUCACUAGUAAUUAAAUAGGUAGAAAUCUUUCCAAAUUCCUGAAUAUAAUUUUUAAGCAUCUACCAAACAAGGCCUUCUACAGGCACUCCAUUGGCAGCUUGAGUUGAAAAGUUGAAUAGGUACAGAGAGAAAUUGGAUAAUUCUUUAUUAAAAUUUGUAAAAAGUUCCCAUUGAUUGUUUAAAAAUGUAAUAGCUGAUGUUGCUUGAAAUAUGAUUUAACAAAAACCUUUGUCGAGAUUUUAUGAUAUGAAUAUUGUAAGUGCCGGUAAAUGCUGGUCAUUUUAAACAGUAAAUUAAAUUAUUUUUAAAUGUAAAAGUGAGUUUGUAGGUUUAUUUUAUGUUCGUUUUGUGUGUUAAUUUCAUGUCACAGGAGUAUAUAUGUUUUCGAGAUAUUAUUUUAUUCUUUCAUCAAUGAAUAGUAUAAUAUUGUUUAAGAUCUCAUUGUUUUAAUAUUGAUAUUUUUGUGAGUACUAAUAUUCCUGUGGUAUCUAAUACUAUUAAUUACCUAAUGUUGUAUUUGUUACCUGACUACUGAUAAACAAUUAAAUUGUGAAAUCAAUUAAUUCUAGUUAGUUUUAAUAAGGUUCGCCGGCCGUAAAGGAGGGGGACAUAUCUUGGCUUGAAUAUCCAGAAAUGUCAUGUUAAGAACAAGAUGUCUGAAAACUGACCCCAGUUUUACUAAGAUUGUUGAUUUGAAUUUGUUUAUUGGUAAGAGGGUAAUUUUAUAAAAUGUUUAACUUUAAUAUAACCUUAAAUAUAUGAAUGUAAUCUUAUAUGUAAGACACAUUGGAUGAGUUUUAAAUAUUGACAUUAUUAGAAGUUUAGAAUGCUUUGUAAAGUCGCAAAUUGAUAUUUUAAUUUUUCCAUUGUAAUUAUAAGUCUUAGGCUUCAACAAUAUUACCGAAUUCAAUGUUGUAAAUGAGUCAUAUUUCAUAGAAAUGUAGUUUUAAGACUUUGUAAAAAAAUGGAAAUAUCUUUUGCAUGUAGUGUAGUUUUGUGGUUUAUCUACUAGAUGUCAUUCAAGGAAUUUAUAAAAAAAGAAAUAAAACAGUUUUUAUGUAAUGGAACAUAUUUGUUUCUUUAUUACAUAAUUUAAAAGUUAUACAAAAAUAGACAAUUAUUUGAGAUUAUAAUGAAUGUGAGAUUGACACUUGAUAAUAAUUAUAUGGAAAUAGUGACAUAUUCAGGUACAACAAUACAAGUCCCGGAUACUUAUGUGUGCAGUAUUCAUCAAUUUGAAUAACUGUUUGAUUUUAAAUUCACUUCUGAAAUUCUUAGAUCUUGCAGGUUUUAAAACGUUAAACUUAAUAUUUGAACUUGUAUGAUUUUUUUUAAACAAGAAACAAAACUUUUCCACAGGUUCAAAGUUAUUAACUAAAAAAGACAAAAUUACA
Amyelois transitella is the source of this 2084-nucleotide messenger RNA. Its product is annotated as zinc finger CCHC domain-containing protein 10. The record is from RefSeq and is a predicted model, not a curated record. NCBI's taxonomy places the organism in Eukaryota, Metazoa, Arthropoda, Insecta, Lepidoptera, Pyralidae. The transcript has 3 exons. The coding region runs from base 158 to 580 and encodes 140 amino acids. Gene Ontology annotation, molecular function: zinc ion binding; nucleic acid binding.